Batrachochytrium dendrobatidis JAM81 is the source of this 759-nucleotide messenger RNA. RefSeq lists its product as uncharacterized. Gene Ontology annotation, molecular function: actin binding. The coding region runs from base 1 to 759 and encodes 252 amino acids. The record is from RefSeq and is a predicted model, not a curated record. Gene Ontology annotation, biological process: actin cytoskeleton organization. Lineage: Eukaryota; Fungi; Chytridiomycota; Chytridiomycetes; Rhizophydiales. The transcript is spliced from 6 exons.
AUGUCUGCAGAAGUUAAAUCUGAUUCCCGUGGUUUAUCAAAGAUUGUGAAUGACUUUGGAAAACGAUUUGCUAGCAGAUCCACCCCAGCUGAACUUGUUCAAAAAAACAUUCUUAAAGAGGACGAGACCCAUCCAGCUAUUGUAUCAUCCUCUAUUCUUCAAACCAAACUGUCAUUGGAGGAAGAGAAGCGCAAAGACCAACUGAAUCGCAGAUUAAGCAUUCGCCCAACUAAAGUGGAUCUCAAGCUGCGCAAUAUUCUUCGCGUCGACAGUUCCCAAGACAAGAACGACGAUUCCAAUGAAGAUGCUCAAACUGAUUGUGAUGCAGGUGUUUCUCAAACUCAACAAAGCUUCGAGGUUCGAUCCGAUCAACUCAAAUCCAUCUUAAAAAAAAGACCCGAGAAAGCACAGUUGGAAGAACUGAAUAUUUUGAAAGUCGGAUACGUAGUAGACCCAUCGUUGAUUACUGCGCAAGAAAAACUAAAGCGAGCCCAAUUAGAAAAUGUACUUGAAAGUCGUCUUCGAGAACGUCCAAAUAUUGAAGAACUACAGGAAGCCAAGAUUAUUUUAUUUUCAGAAACUGUCGAGGUGCUACCCACGUUCCGCAAGAGCGAGUAUAAUCGCAAACCCGAUGCAGGUGCUACAUUUAAAAACUUGACUCCUCAGAUGAAGGUACAGAUUCGAGAGGAAUUGAAUACAUUUAAAAAAACAGAAAUGCCAGUUCACGAAGAAAGCCUUAAAAACACUUGCUUCCAUUAA